AUAGUACACUUCCGGUUUCAAAGCUACACAUUUCUGGUAUAAUCAGCCGUUCGGCGGGUACCUUUUGGCUUCCCGCGGCGGAAUUUUUUUGUAGUCUUUUACUUGGAGUUGUAUCCGUUGUAAAGCGGAGCCAUCCGAAUCGCCGCCAUGACUGUGGGAAAGAGCAGCAAGAUGCUUCAGCACAUUGAUUAUAGGAUGCGCUGCAUCCUACAGGAUGGACGUAUUUUUAUUGGCACUUUUAAGGCCUUCGACAAACACAUGAACCUCAUUCUUUGUGACUGUGAUGAAUUCAGAAAGAUCAGGCCGAAGAAUACAAAGCAACCCGAACGUGAAGAGAAGAGAGUUUUGGGUUUGGUGCUUCUCAGGGGAGAGAAUCUUGUAUCCAUGACUGUUGAAGGCCCUCCACCCAAGGAUACUGGUAUUGCAAGGGUACCACUUGCUGGAGCUUCUGGGGGCCCAGGUAUGGGCAGAGCUGCAGGGAGAGGAGUACCAGCUGGAGCACCGAUGCCACAGGCACCAGCAGGACUAGCUGGUCCUGUCAGAGGAGUGGGUGGACCUUCCCAGCAGGUGAUGACCCCACAGAGUCGUGGCGCAGUAGCUGCUGCAGCAGCAGCUGCAACUUCUAGUAUUGCAGGAGCCCCUACACAGUAUCAGCCAGGUCGAAUGGCUCCUUUGCCUCCAAUGGCCAGAACGACAACUGCCCCUCCACCAGGAAUGAUGGGACCACCUAUUGGAAUGAGGCCACCAAUGGCCCCACCUAUGGGACCACCACCUGGUCGAACAUCAAUGGGAAUGCCUCCCCCAGGAAUGAGACCACCAAUGCCAGGGAUGAGUGCUCUACCUCCAGGCAUGCGUACUCAAAGGCCAUAAAGCUGUUGACUGAACUGAUUCUACUUCCCAUUGGUGCAAAGAUGAGUGGAUGGAAAAUUAUCUGCUGUGAAAAAAAAUGUUCGUGUUUGGAAAAGUCAUUGUUGAAAACGUUCUUUGCAUGUUUUGCUUGGAACUCUUAAAAGGAUGAGAGUUGGACAUUUUAUUUGGCCCAGUUGUGGUGCAUUAAUGUUGCUGCAUUUCUGUAUAAAGGUUUAUUUUUUUUAAUUACUGUAAUAUUGAGACUUUUAAUAAAAGUGGAUACACUUUUCGUCUUUA
Molecule: messenger RNA, 1146 nt
Organism: Protopterus annectens (West African lungfish)
Lineage: Eukaryota; Metazoa; Chordata; Ceratodontiformes; Protopteridae
Product: small nuclear ribonucleoprotein-associated protein B'
Exons: 7
Coding region: 148-870 (240 amino acids)
Biological process (GO): mRNA splicing, via spliceosome
Cellular component (GO): U2-type prespliceosome; cytoplasm; catalytic step 2 spliceosome
Molecular function (GO): RNA binding
Source: RefSeq, a predicted model, not a curated record